This is a messenger RNA of Coffea eugenioides, 1735 nucleotides long. Its product is annotated as BES1/BZR1 homolog protein 4. The transcript has 3 exons. Gene Ontology annotation, biological process: brassinosteroid mediated signaling pathway; DNA-templated transcription. The record is from RefSeq and is a predicted model, not a curated record. Gene Ontology annotation, molecular function: DNA-binding transcription factor activity. The coding region runs from base 420 to 1379 and encodes 319 amino acids. Lineage: Eukaryota; Viridiplantae; Streptophyta; Magnoliopsida; Gentianales; Rubiaceae.
GGCACUUUCGCCAAUCUAUCCCCCUUUCAAUCAAACACUCCGCCAUUUCUUCCUCAGUCCACGAGUCCAACCAAAUAGACUCAUCAUCACCUCCUAAGCGUAGCAUAGCAUAGCAUCAUAGUAGUAUUUUACCACUACUACUUCUAGGCUACUAGCAUAUGCAUAAAGCUCUGCCACCUUCGCAGCCUGCUCCUCCUCCUUCCCACCUUCUUUUCCGUUGUACUACACCGUUUACUUCAUCCUCUUCGACCUUCCUCUCAUCCCUUUUCAUCCCACCUCGGAUCACCAAUCACGAUCAUCUAUAAAGCGAGAAGUUAACUUUGUUGAUAGUAGUGAUUUUUUUUUUGUUUUCAUUUUUAUUUGGGAUUUUUGGGCUUUUUUUUUUUUUAAAGUGGCAGUGGUAGUUUGGGGUGGGGAAGAUGACGUCGGGGACGAGGCUGCCGACGUGGAAGGAGAGGGAGAACAACAAGAGGAGGGAGAGGAGGAGGAGAGCUAUCGCGGCCAAUAUAUUCGCCGGCUUGAGAAUGUACGGGAACUACAAACUCCCAAAGCAUUGCGACAAUAAUGAGGUCCUUAAAGCCCUCUGCAAUGAGGCCGGCUGGAGUGUCGAGCCCGACGGCACCACUUACCGGAAAGGAUGCAAGCCAGUGGACAGAAUGGAUAUCAUGGGUGGAUCAACAUCAGCAAGCCCGUGUUCAUCUUAUCACCCAAGCCCAGGAACGUCAUACAACCCAAGCCCUGCUUCUUCUUCCUUCCCAAGUCCAGCUUCUUCCCCAUAUGCUGCAAAUAUCAAUGGUGACGGAAAUUCCCUCAUCCCAUGGCUUAAGAACCUCUCGUCUUCCUCCUCCUCGACAUCCUCCACCAAAUUCCAACUCCUUUACCAUGGUGGGUCCAUAAGUGCACCUGUUACCCCUCCCCUGAGCUCCCCUACUGCCCGGACUCCGCGAUUGAAGACGGACUGGGAUGAUUCCUCUGCUCGUGCUAGCUGGGGCUCUCACAGCCCCUUCCUUCCGUUAUCUACACCUCCCAGUCCUGGACGUCAGGCCCCUCCUGAUUCAGAAUGGUUUGCUGGAAUGCAAAUUCCACAAGGCGGACCAACUUCACCUACAUUCAGCCUUGUCUCCGCCAAUCCAUUUGCCUUCAAAUUCGAGUCCCUAAGACACAGUGGCUCUCGCAUGUGCACUCCAGGGCAAAGUGGGACCUGCUCGCCCGCCAUACCUGCAGGCUCUGAUGUUCCCAUGGCUGAAGUAAUUUCCGAUGAGUUUGCAUUUAGAAGCAUUAAAGGUGGUCUGGUGAAGCCAUGGGAAGGAGAGAGGAUCCAUGAAGAUUGUGGUUCAGAUGAUCUUGAGCUUACCCUUGGGAGCUCAAAAACCAGAUGAAUGUAUGCAUCAGGAGGGCGAAUAAAAGGGCAGUCCUUUAAUGCAUCCUGAAGGUCAGAAAAGGAUCGGAGUCGAGGUUUUUAGGGAGCUAGUUUGCAGUCAUCCUGGGUUCUCUCGUUAAAAGUCUGCAACAUGAUUGUUGAGCUGUGAAGUGACUUUGCAUCGCUGGUAAGCUUGAAAGCAAGCCCUCAAGGAGAAAGGGUUGGUGGCUUUUUCUUUCUUGUCUGCAAUUGGAAGCUUUGAAUGUCAAAUUGUCUUAUGAAUUUUUAUAUAUUCCAAUGGUUCAAGCUAGUCGGGCUUCUGCUGUACCGUGUUUCUUCAGUAACUUAUUCACUCAAUUUCAAGAUUGCGACUUU